AUGGAGUCUUCGAGGCAACCCAACACAGGGAAAGCAAUUGCAUAUGUUCGCCAGGCUACAGCUGAUAUAGCAUGUAGCAUUUACCGACAGCGAUCGGACACGGCUCCGAUUGGGACUGCCCGUGCAAUCUCACAUGCAACAGCUUACCGCAACAGAGCAGUGUUAAAUGACCACGAUGUGAGCACUGUAGCGGUCGUAGCUCUUCGGCCUGUCAAGUUAAGCAUUGGCAGGACUCCACAGGGUAUCCUUGGGGGGUCUGAUCGCGGCGGCACAACAGAUGUGCCAGCAUCAAAGGCUUACCGAGGAAAGGGGGAAGAGCCCCGCAAACAAUUACACCGUUCACCAACCAAUGAAGGAGGUGAUUUAUCCGUGACGGAAUCGGACUGCAGAGAGAAGACGAGAAGCAGCGAUGAAUGUCACUGCCGCAUGGGAUCGGCUGCGCGUAAAGAGAAUCGUUAUGUCCUAGGCAUGCUGAAACUCACGCGCCUCCCGGACAUGACCUGGCUCGAGGUCGAGGUCAAAGAGUUUGAUAUCCGGCCCCGUCCGAGGCUGGACGACAUCAUGGACCGGUUGGCGAAUGGACUGACGGGCGCACACUAG
Messenger RNA from Aspergillus niger, 600 nucleotides. RefSeq lists its product as hypothetical. The record is from RefSeq and is a predicted model, not a curated record. Bases 1 to 600 code for a protein of 199 amino acids. Lineage: Eukaryota; Fungi; Ascomycota; Eurotiomycetes; Eurotiales; Aspergillaceae. The transcript is spliced from 4 exons.